This is a messenger RNA of Girardinichthys multiradiatus, 562 nucleotides long. Its product is annotated as C-C motif chemokine 2-like. Gene Ontology annotation, cellular component: extracellular region. Gene Ontology annotation, biological process: cellular response to type II interferon; monocyte chemotaxis; cellular response to interleukin-1. NCBI's taxonomy places the organism in Eukaryota, Metazoa, Chordata, Actinopteri, Cyprinodontiformes, Goodeidae. The record is from RefSeq and is a predicted model, not a curated record. The transcript has 4 exons. Bases 115 to 396 code for a protein of 93 amino acids. Gene Ontology annotation, molecular function: CCR chemokine receptor binding; chemokine activity.
AAGAGAUUAUCGUCAUCACCCCAACAUGAUCAAUGCUGAUGGUACCCAUAAAUACCAGAACGGGGAUCAACUCCUGCAGUCAGAGUCUGAAGCAUCUAUCAGCUGAUUUUCAAAAUGUCCAUGAAGAUCCUGUUUGUGGGGCUUUUCCUGCUCGCUGUGUGUCGAUGCAUUCAGUCCUCUGCAGCUCACUAUCCGACCGGGAAGAAUCGUCCCUGCUGUCUCGACGUCACCAGGAGGGACCUGAGCAGUAAAGUUGUUGGGACUUUUUAUUACGAGCAACCUGCCAGAUCUCCCUGUGUGAGGGCAGUGAUAUUCAACACAGUUAAUGGACCCAUAUGUGUUUAUCCCAAAAGUAACUGGGUCCAAAACGUGAUUUCCAGUUUUAAGAAGGAGUAAAGCUUCCCUGCCUGCUAAUAUUUUCCUGCUGCUAGUGAACCCACUCUUGAACAUGUAUAUACUCAGCUUAAUUUAAAAUAUAAAUCAUCUAAAGACCUUUUACCUUGAUGCUUACAGAUGAGCUACACUGUUGACAAUGAAUAAAUACAACUUUUUAUGCCCCACA